Messenger RNA from Fusarium subglutinans, 5268 nucleotides. Its product is annotated as leptomycin B resistance pmd1. Gene Ontology annotation, biological process: transmembrane transport. Gene Ontology annotation, cellular component: membrane. The transcript has 5 exons. Gene Ontology annotation, molecular function: ABC-type transporter activity; ATP binding; ATP hydrolysis activity. The record is from RefSeq and is a predicted model, not a curated record. The coding region runs from base 1 to 5268 and encodes 1755 amino acids. NCBI's taxonomy places the organism in Eukaryota, Fungi, Ascomycota, Sordariomycetes, Hypocreales, Nectriaceae.
AUGUCCGUCACACUUGAUCAGUCGGGCAUAGAGAAGCCCAAGAGAAGCUUUCUCUUAUCUCUCAAAACCUGUUUUAUUUACCUCGAAAUCUUGUUCGCCGCGGGCCCGACCUGGGUCGAUUAUUUCCUCAUCGCGUUGGGUACUCUCUGCGCCGUUGGAGCUGGUGUUCCCUUUCCUCUUAUGGGCGUCCUAUUCGGCCAGCUCAUCGAUAACUUCAACGGAGCCACCUGCGCCGCAGAUGGUAGCGGCUCGGGAGCGAGCGAUGCAGCAUCUGAUCCUCUUGACUAUGAGAGUGCCAUCAAUGACAAGGUUAUAAAGACAGCUUGGAUUGGCGCCAUUGCACUUGUCUUGAUCUAUGGUCAUCUCACCUGUUGGAAUAUCAUCAGUCAGCGCCUCGCUCAGCGUUUACGGACUCGCUAUGUAUCCGCACUUCUGCGCCAACCUCCAGAAUUCUUCGACACUCGUGGAUCAUCUGGGCAAGUCUCAAGCCGACUACAGGGCGAUAUCACAGCUGUGCAGGCCGGCACGUCGGAGAAGGUUGGCAACAUCAUCACAACCAUGAGCUUCUUCGUCACUGUCUUUAUUAUUGCCUUCACGAAACAGCCAAGACUCGCAGGUAUCCUCAUAUGUAUGCUCCCGGCCUUUCUUCUUUCCGGAAUACUAGGAGGAAGAUACCUGGGCAAAUUUGUGGUCAAACAGACGGAAGCAUCCGCUGCAGCCUCCUCUAUCGCAUCCGAGGCUCUGUCGCACGUUGCUGUCGUUCAAGCUUUCGGUGCCGCUCCUCGCCUUGAAGAGAAGUUUGCAGAGCACAUGGCCUGUUCUCGCAAGUACGCUAUAGCUAAAUCUUCCAUUGCUGCUAUCCAGACCGGUUUGCUGUACUUCAUCGCUUACUCCGGUAAUGCCCUAGCUUUCUGGCAAGGCAGUAAAAAGAUCGCUGAGUCUGUGGCACGCAACGACGGGAGCACGACUGUUGGUGAGAUUUAUGCCAUUGUCUAUCUUCUCGUAGACGCUUGCGUCAUGCUGGGCGGAAUGGCACCUACUCUUCCAUUUUUAGGAGCAGCUGUAGGUGCAUUCCAGCGGCUCAAGGAAGAUAUUGAUGCUCCUUCAUCCAUCGACGGCACUUCACGAGAGGGUGUUGUACUUCCUCCAAGUGCGGCAAAGGCCCUGACAUUCCGCAAUGUGUCCUUCGAGUAUGCCUCUCGGCGAGGCCAGCCUGUCCUUGACAACGUCACCCUUGACUUCCCUGCUGGAAAAUAUACGGCGAUUGUUGGGCUUUCGGGGAGCGGCAAAAGUACUAUCGCAUCACUGAUAGCACGUCUGCAUGAUCCCACCGAGGGCACGGUCGAACUGGAAGGACACGACUUGCGAACACUCAACGUCAAGUCUCUCCGAAGUUUUAUUAGCUUCGUUCAGCAAGAACCCUCGCUUCUCGAUAGGUCCAUCCUCGAAAACAUCGCACUAGGUCUGGUGAAUUCUCCAAAGGAGUCUCACCAGCACCUCAAAUCGUUGCUCAAAGGCCCUGAGCUUGCGAAGAUGGCUGCCAAGGGCAAGGACACACUAGAUUCAGCAGCAUCUCUCGGACCCGAGUUCGCCGAAAUUGCCAAUUUGAUCCGUCACGCCGCUGAGCAAGCUGAUGCGGCCAGCUUUAUUGAACGCCUUGAAUUAGGCUAUGGUACGACUGCUGGCCCCAAGGGGUCGCUUGUGAGUGGUGGUCAGAGGCAACGCAUUGCACUUGCUCGGGCUCUAAUCCGUGAUCCUGAAAUCCUUGUCCUGGACGAAGCAACAGCAGCUCUCGAUUCUGCCAGUGAGAAGAGAAUCCAGCUCGCUGUCGAGAGAGCUGCUGCUGAGAAAAGAACCAUCAUCUCGAUUGCGCAUCGCUUAUCCACUAUACGCAAUGCCGACAAUAUUAUCGUCAUGAAGGCUGGCCGAGUCGCUGAGCAAGGAACCUAUGAUGAUCUUAUGGCCAAAGAGGAUGGCGAAUUUGCGAACAUGGCAAGACUGCAGACAGUCGGCAAUAAGAGUGACACAGGAUCUGUGGACGGCGAGUCUAUUGGCGCUUCAACUCUCCGAAACGACACGCAGCUGAACGAAAAGACCGAAGUUUCUGAGGCGACUCAGUCACUGGAUUCCCAGAUAUUGGGCCGGGAGGAGGAGACCAAGAAGAAAGAAGAAGUAGCACCAAAUGAUCAUGAGCUUGACGAUGUAAAGCCUUUCAGCUCUGUCAUCAGGGGUCUUGUCUGGUUGAUUCGACCCUCCCUGGGCUGGUUCACUCUCGCCAUGAUCGCUGCUGUCUUCGUUGGGGCUACCUUCUCUGGUUCCGGCAUCAUAUUUGGCUUCACUGUGGGAGCACUCAACCCUUGUGCAAAUACCCUUGACCACAUAAAAUCCAUGGGCAACAUGUUUGCAGGCCUGUUCUUCAUGCUCGCGGGUGUGGAGCUUAUAGCCAACUUUAUUGCUUGGCUGGGCUUCGGCAUUGUCGCUGAAAGGCUUCUCUACAACCUGCGGGUUCUGUCGUUCCGAUCCUUGCUGGAGCAGGGCAUCCACUGGCAUCAGUCUGAAGGACGAACGCCGACCAGCCUCCUUGGCAUCAUUACCAAAGAUAGCAUGGCUGUAGGUGCCUUUAGUGGUUCAACUUUCGGCACCGUGUUCGCAAUCCUCAUCAACGUUCUCAUCGCGGUCAUUAUUUCCCAUAUAUUUGCUUGGAAGAUUGCCUUGGUGUGUCUUGUGACGCUUCCAAUAUUGCUUGGCUCAGGUUUCAUGCAGCUGCGCAUGCUGGCGCGUUAUGAAGAGCGACACCGCGAGGCCUUCUCUACUGCCACCUCACUUGCAACUGAGGCUAUUCAGUCCAUCCGCACAGUGGCCGUCCUCUCCCUUGAGAAUGAGUACAUGGAAGGUUUCGCCCGAUUAUUGAAGCCUCCAAGGGAACAGGUUGUGCGUGCCUCAGUCACAACUAACAUCUGGCUGGCCAUCUCGUACACAACCGGUACAUUUAUCAACGCUCUCGCGUAUUGGUGGGGCUCGCAGCUCAUCAUGAAAGGGGAGUAUACUCAGAAGGACUUCCUUAUUAUAUUGGUCGCUAUGUUGACGAGCGCACAACUUUGGAGUGGCAUGUUCUCACUUGCUCCGGAAUUCUCUCGUGCUCGUCUGGCCCUCUCUCGCGUCAUGACGGUCGUCAACAUGGGAAGUAGCACACACACAGGAAAACCUGGACAGGAUCCCUCUAAGACUGGGGGGGAUAUCGAAGCAUCCGGUGGAGAAAAGUCGCCCAGCCCAGCGGAUAACCACCGUCGUGGAGGUGCAAAAGUGACGUUCAAGGGCGUUUCCUUUGCUUAUCCUAGCCGACCAGAUGCCACUAUACUCGACAAUGUCUCCUUCGCGCUCCCACCUAACCAGUUUUGUGGUCUUGUUGGUCCUUCAGGAGCGGGCAAAUCGACCAUCAUGAACUUGGUCCAGCGUUUAUACGAGCCCACAUCUGGCAGCGUGCUCAUCGAUGACAAUGACAUCAGCAAGCUUCCAGCGUCAUUUCGAGAUACGAUUGCCCUGGUCCCUCAAGAUCCUGCCCUCUUUGACGGUAGUGUGCGUUUCAAUGUUGGCUUAGGAGCACCUCCGGGCCAUGAAGCCACGGAUGAUGAAAUUAAGGAAGCUUGCCGUUUAGCGAAUAUACAUGAUGUUAUUGAGGCACUUCCUGAUGGCUACGAUACUGAAUGCGGCCCCUCAGCUUCUCGUCUAUCAGGUGGGCAAAGACAGCGCCUAGCAAUCGCCCGUGCUCUUGUUCGUCGUCCCCGGCUGCUACUCCUAGAUGAGAGUACCAGCGCCCUUGACGCCGCGAGUGAAGCAGCUCUUCAAGAGGGUCUCGAGAGAGCAUCAAGGGGCACGACAGUAUUGGCUAUCACUCAUCGACUGCAUACUGUGCAGAAAGCUGACAUCAUCUUCAUUGUUGAAAACGGACAAAUUGUUGACACCGUGGGAACUGCCCUUGCCGUAGUAGGCGUCCUCGGCCAACUCUUCGACGGCUGCGUCAAAGCCUUAGCCUCUUCACCGCAGCAGCCAACCUUGACACAGAUAGCCAGAGACUUCUGUCACAAGGAAUCCCAGCUGAGGAGUCUGGCACUUCAAAUCCUCGAGGAGUUGCAUAGCGCAGUCACAGACUUCAAGAAACUCAAGAACAUUUACGGGCUAGUUGCCGAGGGUAGAGCCAACUUGGAUGUCACUGGGCCAAAGCCAAGGAAGUCGCCUUCACCUUCAAGAAAGAAGCCAAAAGAUGAUGAGAGUCGCGACUUGAAUGGUGUUUCAAGAGUAGCAGCCUCAGAUGGCGUCUUCCCCAAACUCAUCACUUCAGCCAACCUCAAGAAGCUCCGGAUCAACCUAGACGCCAAGCCCCAGGCUUCAUUCAAACCGACGUUCGCUCUCAAGGUUCCCCGCGCUGCACUUGAUCUCAGUGGGGAUGCUGGUGAUGGCGGGAGAAGUACAGGGCGGCAUGAGAGUGCGGGAGAUGUUGUUAUUGAGUGGGUUGACUAUGAUCGCGAUGAUGUAGAUGAGCGCGUAGCUCAUGUGCGCCGUCUUGACGAUCUUGCCCGCAUGAUGCACUCCGCUUCCGAUUGCCAUCCCGACCUUCACAGCAUCGACUGUGUAGGUUACGUUGAGGAUGCUUCACGGUGCAGAUACGGGCUCGUAUACAAAGCGCCCUCGCCGUCUUUCUCGGCGCUCCAUGAACUCAUCGCCAGCUCGGACCUCAAGACUCCUAACCUCGAUGAUCGAGUCCGUUUGGCACAUACGCUCGCUGUCGCCUUAUGGUCUGGCUUCAUAAAAGCUCUUGCAGCUCAAACAUUCUCUUCUUCCCUUCAGCCUUUUCAGCAUCGGCUCGCUCGCCCUUAUCUAACGGGUUUUGAUGCUUCAAGACCAGACCUUGAUACUGCGCUCUCUGUUGCGCCCCGUAAUCCUUCUAUCCUUACACUGCACCGACACCCAGCUUCCUUGCGGGGCUUUCCUCACUGCAAGCCCAUGGAUAUCUAUAGUCUGGGUUUGGUGCUCCUCGAAAUAGGUCUCUGGAAGGUUCUUCAGACAUACCACAAGCCACACUACUCCACGGGUCGAUGGCGCGACAAGGUCCUGCGUGCGGUUCUCGUUCCCGGUCUGGGUAGCAAGGUUGGUAGUCGAUACCGCGAUGUCGUGGACAAGUGUUUGGCCGUGAGUGAAGAGAUGACAAGCGCUGAGGCUGGCAAGGUAAUAGAGGAUGCUGUCACAGCUCUCGAAGCUAUCCGGACCUGA